Myxocyprinus asiaticus (Chinese sucker) is the source of this 683-nucleotide messenger RNA. Its product is annotated as lipid scramblase CLPTM1L-like. Gene Ontology annotation, cellular component: membrane. NCBI's taxonomy places the organism in Eukaryota, Metazoa, Chordata, Actinopteri, Cypriniformes, Catostomidae. The transcript has 2 exons. The record is from RefSeq and is a predicted model, not a curated record. Bases 360 to 683 code for a protein of 107 amino acids.
CUACAUCCCACUCAAAUCUACCCACAUCUGCCAAUGCCGAGAUGCUGUUAAUACAUCGGAUCCUCACACCGCCUCUCGAGUGCAUUGGUAUUGGUAAAUGAUUGGUAAAUUAAUAUCUCCGCUCCUGUCUUGAAGGUCUGAUGGUAUGACGCCUCUUGUCAUUCACUGCAAAAUCAAUCCGACGCUACACUGAUGCAUCACAGCGCCUGGAAUACAUGCAUAACAUCAUCAUCAUCAUCUCGAUGAGCGAGCGCACAAUGAAUGAAUGAAUGAACGAGGCAAGUGGUGCUGUGCAGGGAACAUUUCUAAAGGCUUUUGUCUUGGCUAUAUCCCCUUUACGAUAACGAUUUGACGUUAAGAUGUUUCCAUCGUGCUGUUCUAAGAAUAAGAAUGGGUCUCAGUUUAAGAUGUCUUAUACCAAAGUGAUUUUUGGGGUGCUGGUGGUGUAUGUCCUCCAUACGUGCUGGGCCAUAUACGGCUUUAUACAUACCAAACCCUGUGACAGCACCAGAGGUGACAGCUGCGUGACAUCUUAUCUCACUGUCAAGCCUCGACUGCAGCUCAGCCUCUACUCUGCUCUGGACCCCAGUGAUGAGGCUGGACACAACCUUAUUUUAAAACUGGACAGAUUUGGCAUCAACUCCAAGUUUGAAAGGCAAGCUGACCUUUUUGUGUUUUGUUAG